AUGGCCAGCAAAAAAACUAAAAGUGACCCAUGGGUACGAGUUUUUGAUGUUUCUGAGCCUCAUACGCAUGAAAAAGGAUUCACAAUAUACAAAGUAACAUACAGAGUGUUCCCAUUAGAGAAUCCAGAAAAUGUAACUGAGGUUAUUCUAUGGCGACGUUACAAUGACUUCAAGAAACUCUAUAGAACUCUGUUUACGCUGCACAAGAAGUUGCAACGAAGAGAGGAAUUUCCUGCUUUUGCACCUGCUAAAAUGUUUGGUCGUUUUGAGGGUCAUGUGAUAGAAGACCGGGUCAGAGCCAUGAUAGAUCUGCUAUACUUUGCUGGCAGACAACCACAUCUGUUCAACUCUCAAGCCUUCAAAAAAUUCUUUGAGGGAGGUGAGAAAAGAAAGAGAAAGGAGACAGACACAUUGAAAGAUGGCAUUCUGCAACCACAGUAUAUUCAGCCUGAGAGGGAAUCAACCUCCACUGCUGAUGACUCAGAUUCUGAAAUAUCUUCAGUAAUCUCUGAACCAAUCGGUGGAGACCAUAUAAGUCGUGCCAAAGCUGCAGGUCAGCGAAAGAGUUCAGGCCCUCUGUCCGGCGAAGCGUGUCUGAUACCCAAGGUACAAGUCUCUGAUACUACCAACCAACCAGAUGGUUCUCAUGAUUCACUCCUACCCAGAAACAUGUCUGACACAAACCUAGGGGGUGUCUGGAAGUACCGACAAGCUGGCGACAACAUCAGUAUCAAUUCAGCUGAGGGAGACCUCCCUGUGGAAGACUCAAACUCUAUGCUCCCACAGUCAGAUCUAUUGAACUUUGACCCAAUGACUGGUGGGUGCGACCUUGAAGGGUCAGGGGUCAGCAACACUUGGUUACUGUCAGCAAUGAACCAAUUAGAUAAUCCAAAUUCGACAGGUGUGCAAGGAGCUAGCAAAGGAGAACCCCCACCCCCAGAGAUCACUAUACAAUGUAGCACCCCUAGGGACAGACCUCAAACUAUCACCUUCAAAAAACCCUCAACAACACCAGAGAAUAACUCACCAAAUGUUGACCUUAAGCAAGCCUUUGAGGAUGCAUUUGGACCUAUCAAAUCCAGAAGUGAGCCAAAAGUUGAAUGUGGAAAAGGGGAUCUACCAUUUGGAUUUGUUAAAGGGAAGAAUUCAUCACCCAAUUUAUCACCUAUGAAACUGUCCCCAAGGUCAUCACCAAGGCAGGCCAGAAAGACAGAGUCUGAUGAUUAUUUAUUACAGGCAGCCAAUCAGAUUAGUGCAGCAAAGGACUGCGAGGCUGCUGGGAACUAUCAGGUUGCCUUUGGAUAUUAUAAGAAUGGUGUGUCAAUCCUGUUGAAGGGUGUGCAAGGAGACUCAAAUGAGGCCCGACUAGAUGCUGUGAGGAAAAAGACUGCUCAGUAUCUUCUCAAGGCAGAGUCACUUUAUAAAACACAUAUAGCCAAACAGGAGGAGGACGAGAAAAGAUGGGCUUCAAACAGUUCCAUAUCGCCCUCUGUUGAGAUUGACCCAGCUGUUGCCCAUAUACAAGGUCCUGUAUCUGAACUGAGGAACUACAGGGUGUUAGGCCUCAUUGACAAGUGUAUGUUGACAUUGGAUAGGUCUACACAGGCUACUUUUGUACUAAAGGUGCUGCACAAAACUGCACCAAGUACUGAAACAAAGACGAUCGUACCUCGUUCUUGCCCUUAUAUGGUAGAAAUUUAUAAAUUCUAUGAAACAGAGAGUUCCAUCUAUCUGCUACUUCAUCAUGCAAGUGGCGGAAAAUUGUGGAGUUAUGUCAGUGCCUAUCUAGGCACCAGAGACAAAGAGGACGCUCUUGAAACUGCUCAAAUAGAUUCUAAUGUCUAUCAGGGACAAAAGAUGGAGACGAUAGAGGAACCACCUUUAGAUGUCUCUGCAAAAACUAGUUCCCCAUUUCACUCACCAGAGGGCUCACCCAGUCACCCAAUGAGUGACACAAGUGAAGGUGGGGAUGCUUGUACAAGUUAUGUUGAUUUAUUCACUGAUUAUUCCCAAACGAAUAUAGAACCUAAUGCUGUAGCUUUCUCUAAGGGACUUGCUGUUAAGUUUGACACUCAAAUCAGUCAUGAUGAUGACACUUUCCUGAGUCCGGAAGAAAUGAGUGAAUUAAAUGACACGAGUGGAUUCCCUACAACCCCUACUAAAUAUGACAGUGAUAGUGCCUUUAAUAAUACAAGCACCCCUCAUAAAUUCUCUGAUAUUUUAAAUGGAGCUGUAACAAAACAAACUGCAAAUUUUAGUAUUGCUAGUAUAGACAGUGGGUCUGAUAGACUGUGUAGUGAGAGUUCUGAACAGUAUGCGACUAUCCCAGAGACAGAUGAAACAAAUACAAUUGAGUCACACAUACAAACAAUUGAGGAUAAUGAUUCAAAUGUAAAUGUGAACAAUAUGAUAUUGAAUGAUGGUUUGGAAUCUAUUGAACCACCUCAUAAUCUCAAUAUUGUAGAAUCUAAAACAAAUGAAACAUCAAACACUGAAACACCAAGUGAUGUAAAUUGUGAAGUAGUGAGUUCUACCAACACAUCCAAUGCCAACAAUUCCAAUGUGGAACACAAUGCAAAUAGUCCUAAUAUUGUCCCAACAGACCUUGAAUCACCAUAUCAUGAAGACACUCUCACAUCGAGUGCUAACCAAAUACCAAAUGUUAGCCCAAUACACAAACCUAGCACCAUAGAAAGUGUUACACUAAGUGGUCAGAACGAAUUAAAAAGUGCAGUAGACAAUACAAAUACUAAGCCACCAGAGGAAUGUAGUUUGCAACUUGAUCUGUCAUUUACAAAAACUGAGCAGCUUGAAGUCAUAGAUAAGAACACUGAUAUACCAGAAUCAGAUAGAUCUACACCUGAAAGGAAAUUCAUUGAUAGACAAAUAUCUAAUGAUGAACUGAAAGUUAAAAUCACUGAUGUUGGCGAGCUUAAGAACCUCAGUCAUAUCCGUACAACAUCUGUUGAGCUAGGUCUUGAACAACCAUCUCCAAGGACACGUGCAAGGACUCUCUCAGCAGCUUUUGGGCAGUUAGACCUUGCAGGGUCUGAUGGGAAUCGUGUUAAGUUGCCAGAGGCGUGUGUUCGUCAGUGGGCAGCUGAAAUAAUUGUAGCAGUAGAUCAUCUACAUUCCAGAGGCAUUAUUUGCAUGGACUUGCACCCAGAUAACAUCCUAUUGGGCGAGAGAGGACAUGUGAUGUUAACAUAUUUUUGUGAGUGGAGAAAUGUUGAUAGGCAUAUACCACAGUGGACUAUAGAUCAACUGUAUGUAGCACCAGAGGUCAUGACCUUGGGUGCACAUACACAUGGUGCUGACUGGUGGAGUGUUGGGGCACUAUUGUAUGAACUCCUAACUGGACAGAGUUUGUUAGCAUGCCACCCUGGGGGUAUAGGACCACACACUGCAGUGUUUAUACCUGACUAUAUAUCAACUGAGGCACAAGGGUUGCUAACAGAGUUGCUGAGGUACAGUGUCAGUGAAAGACUUGGCUCAGGUAUAAAUGGAGUUGAUGAUAUCAAAAUGCACCCUUUCUUUGCUGACAUUCAAUGGGAAACUCUCCGAGAAUGAUUCACAUCGGAAACUUUGAGAAGAAGUCGCACCCAAACGGAAACUCAGAAAACAACUUACAUCUAAUAGAAAUCAGAGAACAAAUUGCACCCAAUGGACAACUCUCAGAGGAUGACUUGCACCCAUAUAGGAAACUGAGUAUGACACAUCAAAUAGGAGCUUUUUGAGAAUGACACAUCAAAUAGGAAACUCCUUGA
Messenger RNA from Owenia fusiformis, 3767 nucleotides. The record is from the annotation of a GenBank genome assembly. NCBI's taxonomy places the organism in Eukaryota, Metazoa, Annelida, Polychaeta, Sabellida, Oweniidae.